AUGUGUAACAUCACGCCGCCCCUUCGCGCCCAUCAAAACCCGGACUGUUCAGUGACUGACCACCACCGUCAGCCCCGCCUCCCGAUCGCGUCCCAGAAGCCCCCUCGGCUCCGCUGUACGGCUGGCCUUCUUCAAAAUGGCCGCGCCCAGGAGGCGAUUACUAACGGGUACCGCCAUUGCUGCUGCGGGACCCUCUGCGGUCGCGCCCUGGGUGUUCGCCAUGUCUGCCUAUGUUGCGACCAGCUCCUGACAAAGCCCAAGACAGUGGACCUGAGGAGAAAUACGGGAAUGGUCGAAGAGGCCCGGCGUCCGAAAGAGAUGGCUGAGACCGAGCCCGGGGACAGCGAUGUUGGAUCAGUAACAUUCAAAGAUGUCACCAUGGCCUUUAGUCAGAAAGAAUGGGAGCAGCUGAAUCCUGCACAGAAGAACCUGUACAAGGAUGUAAUGCUGGAGAACUAUAGCAACUUAACUUCAAUGGGGUGUCAAACUUCCAAACCAGAGAUGAUCUCCAAGUUGGAAAAAGGAGAAGAGCCAUGUUUAGGAAGGAGGAAAAGACCCAGUCAAAAUCGCCUGAGUAAAAUAGCAAGAUCCAAGAAAAUAAAAGCAGACAGAAAAGAAGUCCAGCAAGAUGAUAAUCAGCUAGAAGAUAACCAGGAAUCUCAUAACAAAGUCAAUGGAGAAGUUGCAUGGAAAAAGAAAACCCUGCAAAAAAACCCCAAUGAAUGUGGUUCACUGACGGAAAUAAAGAACACGAGCACAAAACUUCUUCCUUCAAAAAAGAGGUUGCAUAAGCUUGAUUCACAUGAAAAAAGUUCAAAACAGAAUUUAGACCUACCUGGUCAUAUAAUAAAGUAUACAAAAAAGAAACCUGUUGUGGCCAAAGAACACAAGAAAUCAUUCAACAAUAGCAUAUGUGAUACAAAGAAAAACAAAAAUCAGCCUAGAAAGAAACAUGAGAAAGUACUCAAUGAUGACCCAUCUGAAAAAUGUGACAAGCCUGAACCUAGUAAGAAACAUGAGAAAUUAAGCAGUCGUAGUUCAUCCCAUUCUAAGCGAGACAAAAUUCAUGCUGGAAAGAAACAUGAGAAGCUAUCCAGCUUUAGUCUACCUGCCAAGCAUGACAAAACUGACACUCCAGUGAAGCCCUAUGAAUGUGACCAGUGUGGAAAGGUUCUCAGUCAUAAACAAGGACUCACUGAUCACCAGAGAAUUCACACUGGAGAGAAACCAUACGAAUGUGAUGAAUGCGGUAUUGCCUUUAGCCAAAAAUCACACCUUGUUGUACAUCAGAGAACACACACUGGAGAAAAACCAUAUGAGUGUACUCAGUGUGGCAAAGCCCAUGGUCAUAAACAUGCACUAACUGACCACCUGAGGAUCCACACAGGAGAGAAGCCCUAUGAGUGCACUGAGUGUGGGAAAACCUUCAGACAUAGUUCAAACCUCAUCCAACAUGCGAGAUCUCACACAGGUGAGAAACCCUAUGAAUGUAAGGAAUGUGGGAAAUCCUUCAGGUAUAACUCCUCUCUUACUGAACAUGUGAGAACUCACACAGGUGAAAUACCAUAUGAAUGCAGUGAAUGUGGAAAGGCCUUUAAGUAUAGUUCAUCCCUUACAAAGCACAUGAGAAUCCAUACAGGUGAGAAACCACAUGAAUGCAGUGAAUGUGGCAAAGCUUUCAGCAAGAAGUCACACUUAAUCAUACAUCAAAGAACUCAUACCAAGGAGAAGCCUUACAAAUGUGAUGAAUGUGGAAAAGCCUUUGGACAUAGCUCAUCUCUCACUUACCAUAUGAGAACACAUACAGGUGAAAGUCCCUUUGAAUGCAAUCAAUGUGGGAAAGCCUUUAAGCAAAUCGAAGGCCUUACUCAGCAUCAGCGAGUUCAUACUGGGGAGAAGCCCUACGAGUGUACUGAGUGUGGGAAGGCCUUCAGCCAGAAGUCACACCUCAUUGUACACCAGAGAACUCACACUGGGGAGAAACCCUUUGAGUGUAAUGAAUGUGGAAAAGCCUUCAGUGCAAAGGCACAACUCGUUAUACAUCAGAGAUCUCACACUGGGGAGAAGCCCUAUGAAUGUAAUGAGUGUGGGAAAUCCUUCAAACAAAGUGCAUCACUUACCAAACAUGUGAAAACUCAUUUGGGAGAGAAAUCACCUGAGUGACAUUGAUAUAAUAAAACUGUUAGAGCUGAUGGUUUUGUUUAACCUUAAACAUAAUCUGAAUGUCAAAAGCAUUAGAAAGUCUUUGAAAAAAAUCAGAUCAUCUGUUACAUUUGAAUAUGGAUAUUUCUGCAAGAGCAAUGAAUGGAAAUACCAACCCUUUCAUAGAAAAUAAUUUCUAAAAUACUUAAAAUGAUUUAUAUAUUGCAAUUGUCCAUAAAUCUUUAAAAAUUAUGACUGAGUAAUCACAGCAAUGAUGAAGCAAAUUACACAUUCUUUAGUUGCUUGGAUGUUGUGUACUUAAACACAAUGUUUUGGAAUUGAAUUUGUGUGUCUAUUGCCUUGAAUAAGUGGCUAUAGCCAUUUAUCUAAGUCCUGUCUUUCACAUUAUCACCCAGCUCUUUCUUAGUAUCUAUAUUACCUCCUGCAUUAGCAGAAAACAUUAUGAAAAUAUUAUUUAUGUAGAAAUAUUGACGUGAAAUUGAAAGAAAAUUCAACAGAGUUGAAGAUGCAAAUGUGCUAAAAGAGAAUGAUGUUCAAGAUGUAUUAAGCGUGAAAAAGCUGACUGCUGAAUUGUGUAUACAGUGUGUUUCCAUUUGUGUACAAAAGGAUGUGUGUAUUUGUCUUUCAUUCAAUACUUCAAAAGUUGGUAGAAUAUGAAAUUCAAAGAUAUAUUUAUUUUAGCACAAAGGUUUUCAAAAUGUGUGGUGCUCAUUUGUAUAUGAGUAGAUUUUGAAAAAGUACAAGAGAAACUUAGUGGUGUUUUUUGUUGAGGACAAGAUGGGAGUCUAGGAAUUUAAACACUCGUGCACAUGUAUUAGCUUCACAACUGAAACUACUUUGUAAUAUUAAUAAAUUCAAUACUAUUCAGUGUUGUCACUGAGCCCGCUCCACAAUGUUGUUUGACAAAGUAAAAGGUAAAAGGGUUUCUAUGCUUAUUUCAUGCUUGUUAAUGAUAUGGUGAAUUGCAGCUAUGUGAUAUUAAACUUCAUAUUUCAUUUACCAAGACUCUUUUAUCAAACACUUUUUUUCAUUCACACCAUGUGUUCCAACUAUGAUAUAUGUUUCUAUUUCCCAUUUUUAAAGAUUAAAGAUGAAUUAUGAUUGGAGGUGAGUGAAAGUGAUGAUAUUCUGAACAGUUCAUUUUAUCUUAUAUCCAAAGGACUAGGGUAAAACACCUUAAUCAGAGAUUUCAAAUAUAUUGCAACAAGUGAACACCACUUUUUAUUUUUGCUAUGAGUAGCCUACAUUGCUAACGAAUCUGGAUUCUUUUUGAGUGAACCAUAGUUGGUCACACAUUCUUCAGCAUGAAUUCCAGAAGAUGCUAUGAAUCAAUUUACAUUUGCACAUGAAAACUGUUUGCAUUGUUUAUCUGGAUUUUGUUUCUGUCCCUGAAUCACAGACAAGAAGUAUACGUGACUGUUUUAAAAUGUCCAUUACUCCGCAAAGAGAGACAUAAGUACAAAGAUGGUUUUGCUUAUUUUGUCAUCUGGCAUGUAUGUUUCCUUU
Ochotona curzoniae (black-lipped pika) is the source of this 3669-nucleotide messenger RNA. RefSeq names its product ZFP37 zinc finger protein (gene ZFP37). The record is from RefSeq and is a predicted model, not a curated record. The coding region runs from base 1 to 2163 and encodes 720 amino acids. Gene Ontology annotation, biological process: regulation of DNA-templated transcription. NCBI's taxonomy places the organism in Eukaryota, Metazoa, Chordata, Mammalia, Lagomorpha, Ochotonidae. The transcript has 4 exons.